Molecule: messenger RNA, 1175 nt
Organism: Desarmillaria tabescens
Lineage: Eukaryota; Fungi; Basidiomycota; Agaricomycetes; Agaricales; Physalacriaceae
Exons: 2
Coding region: 144-1109 (321 amino acids)
Source: RefSeq, a predicted model, not a curated record
GCAAGAAGCUAAAGAAGGCAGAAACCCAUGACCGGAGUGCUCCAGUAAUUGAUACGCCCAAGGGAGGAGGAGAAGGUGGUGGUGGUGGUGGUGGCGGAGGAAGAGGAGCUGUUUCAACUGGGAGCUCUCAGGCUGGGUCGACAAUGGGAGGAGGAGCGCCUCAAUUAGCGGGGCUGUUUGCUGGUGGAAUGCCAAAGUUGAAGCCAGCUGGACAGAACCAUCUUGCAAAGCCACCGACAUUGGGUAAGCCGCCGUCCAUUCCGAAACGAGAUGUGCCCAGUCCAGUGCCGCCAGCACGCCCCGUACCGACACCCGCCGCUCCCAAAGCACCUGCCCGACCCACUCCGACUCUUCCCGCAAGGACAGUUCCCACGCCUCCUCGCAGAAUACCCUCCCCGCCAUCGAGUGCACCGCCCCCGCCCCGUCGGGUGCCAUCACCGCCAACGAGCGCACGCCCGCCUCUCCGCCUUCCACCAGCUGCCCAUUCCCCUGCAAGUCCUCCCGCCCCACCAGCACGCCCGACUCCUUCACUCCCGCCACGCAUGGGGUCACCAACGGCCCGCCCUCCCUCCAUUGCCAGACCACCGCCUGCGAUCCCCCCUAGAGGCAGUUCACAGCUUGGCCAGUCUCCCAGCAGACGUGCUCCCACUCCCCCGACUCUUCCCGGUCGCGCACCACCUCCACCGCCUCCUAGACCGUCGAGUACCGGGCCGCCCACCACGUCUGGACGCGUCGCACCUCCGCCUCCAUCAAGGAAGCCUCCGCCAGCAGUCGGUCACGCUCCGCCAGCACCUCUCCAACGCGUCCGUGCUGUGUCAGAAGCUCAGCCUCAGCCGCCGUCCCUGCCGCCGUCGCGUCCUGGUGGUCUGUCACCCCCUACUGCACCCAGAUUAAGGACCACGUCAGCCGGUGGCGCACUACCUCCUCCCAGACCACCCGGCGGCCUCACUAAUGGAUCUACAAGAAAAAUACCCUCCCCGCCUGCCAGUGCUGGACCACAUACAUUCCCCGUUGGUGACUUUCCACCGCCUCGUCCUUUCCAAGCAUCUGUGAAACAGUAUCCGAGUGGUAGACAGAAAGGCUGUGACUUUGACUUAACUACACUGUAAAUCUACAUACAUGUUUGAAUCAAUAAUGUGAUCCAUCCGCACGGCCUCAUUAUUCGGCCCCGUUCC